AUACUCUCUCUCUAACAUCCACUACACACAUACACACGCAUCCACGCCACAGGAUACACACGCACCAUGGGCAUCGCAGCGGCAAUGUUGCUCGCGGGCAUCGCGUACGUCGUGAUCAAGAAGGCGACGAAGAACAGCAACAAGCCGCAACAGAUUGCGUACGGCGCGCCAGCACCGGGCGGGUGGGGCGGCGUUGGCGGCGGUUACGGAGGGUAUGCGGGCCGUGAUGCGCAAACACAACAGUACGGAGGGCAGCAGCAACAAUACGGCCAGCAGCAGCAGUACGGACAACAACAACAGUACGGCCAGCAACAAGGUUGGGGCGGCCCUCCUUCCGGCCCUCCGGGUGGCGGAUACGGCGGCCCGCCCGGCUACGACCAGUACGGCCAGCAGCAGCAGCAGUAUGGCCAGCAACAGGGCUACGGCGGACAGCAGGGUUACGGCGGCCAGCAACAGUACGGGCAGUACGGCGCGCGCGACCACCCGAACCAGCGCGCGGGUGUCGGCACGGCCCUGGGCGGCGCGGCGCUCGGCGUCGGGGCGGCAUACGGCAUCUCGCAGCUCAUGUCUGGCCCCACGCCGCAGGGCGGGCCGGACUUUGGCCGCGUGAUGCAGGUGCUCAUGCAGUGUGUGCAGGAGCAACGCAUCGGCGCGUUCUACCGCGACCAGCGCUCGGUCGAAGCCGUCGCCAACCGCAUCGUGCAGACCGGCGCGGCGCAGCGCAUCGCGCAGGGCUGGCAGAUCCCCCCGCCGAUCGCCAUCGACCUCAUCAAGAUGGCGCUGUUUGACACUGUUAUCCUUGUCGACGACUCGGGGAGCAUGCGGUUUGAGCAGAAGGGGUCGCGUAUUGAGGACCUGAUCCAGAUCCUGGCCAAGGUCGCUGGCGCGGCAAGCUUGUUCGAUGACGACGGAUUCCAAAUCCGCUUCCUCAACUCGACCAUGGCGCCCAACAACAUCACGACGGAAGAAGCGGCCGUCAACCUGAUCCAGCAGGUCAAGUUUGACGGGCGCACGCCGCUCGGCACGGCGCUCGACCAGAAGAUCCUGCAGCCCCUCCUCAUGGCGCCGGCAAGGGCAGGCCAGCUGCGCAAGCCGCUGCACAUCAUCAUCAUCACGGACGGCGAGCCGAACGGCGAGCCGCGCGAGACGCUGCGCAACGUGAUUGUGCGCACGAACCGCGAGCUGCGCAACUCGCCUUACGGCCCAGAUGCGGUCAGCUACCAGCUCGCGCAGGUAGGCAACGACACGUCGGCGCAAAAGUUCCUCUCGUCCCUCGAUGACGACCGCGAGAUUGGCGGCCUCGUCGACCAGACCAUGGACUACGACUUUGAGCGCGACGAGAUGCGCCGCAAGACCGGGCAGGACCUCACGCCGCAGCUCUGGCUGAUGAAGCUGCUUCUUGGCGCCAUUGACGACAGCUACGACUCGAAGGACGAGUAGGGGGCGUGAGCAGAGAGCUUAUAGUGCCACUCUGAUGUCCAUACACGAAGAAGCAGAGUGCUGUAUAUGCAUGUACGAUGAGAAGUUGCGAA
Molecule: messenger RNA, 1532 nt
Organism: Vanrija pseudolonga
Lineage: Eukaryota; Fungi; Basidiomycota; Tremellomycetes; Trichosporonales; Trichosporonaceae
Exons: 5
Coding region: 67-1440 (457 amino acids)
Source: RefSeq, a predicted model, not a curated record